AAUGUAUCUCUAUUUUAUUUCAUUUUUGUGUGAUUAUUAAUGAAUCUUUAUUUUAUACAAAAAAAACAGUUCCUAGCCAUGUGCCACUCUGAUGGAGUGGGUCCUCUUAACACUUCAUAACCCAGCUGCCAAAGUUUUAUCUAUAAAUACAUACCCAAGUGCACCGCUUAACCCAAGAUCUUCAUCUGCAGAAUUUUCAGCUUCAACCAUUUUCUUCUCUCCUCAACCGAGAUAUCCAAGAAAACACCGUUCAGAUCCGAAAUGGGUAUCCGGUUGCCAUCCAUGAUAACUACCGCAAAGCAAAUCCUGAGGAAGCAAUCUUUACAUGCAAGAAAUCAGUCAAAUAAUAAUGUACCCAAAGGUCAUGUUGCAGUUUAUGUUGGAGAAGCAGAAAAGAAAAGGUUUGUUGUCCCAAUAUCAUACUUGAAUCAUCCUUCUUUUCAGGACUUGCUUCAACAAGCUGAAGAAGAGUUUGGAUUCAAUCAUCCAAUGGGUGGGCUUACAAUUCCUUGUGAUGAAGAUGCCUUCAUUGAUCUCACUUCAAGGUUUAAUUCCUUGUGAGAGAUGAAGAAAGAAACAUAUACCAAGCAAAUCUUGACAAUUUUUUUUAUCACAAGAUACUUUUUCUUUUCCUUCUUUUUCUUUUUUCCUUCUCUCUCUCUACUCUUUUUCCCUCCUAUGAGAAUAUAGAGGAGGACUGUGUAGUACAUACAAAGUGUAAAUUUUUCCACUCAAAGUGGGCAGAAAAAGGUUUCAGUACCUUAAAUUUAUUGACGCAAUCAAAUGAAGAAAAGAAAAAUUUUAUAAA
Ricinus communis (castor bean) is the source of this 808-nucleotide messenger RNA. Its product is annotated as auxin-responsive protein SAUR20-like. The record is from RefSeq and is a predicted model, not a curated record. Lineage: Eukaryota; Viridiplantae; Streptophyta; Magnoliopsida; Malpighiales; Euphorbiaceae. The transcript has a single exon. Bases 262 to 561 code for a protein of 99 amino acids. Gene Ontology annotation, biological process: response to auxin.